This is a messenger RNA of Panicum virgatum (switchgrass), 1812 nucleotides long. RefSeq names its product ethylene-responsive transcription factor ERF037-like. Gene Ontology annotation, molecular function: DNA-binding transcription factor activity; DNA binding. The transcript has a single exon. NCBI's taxonomy places the organism in Eukaryota, Viridiplantae, Streptophyta, Magnoliopsida, Poales, Poaceae. The record is from RefSeq and is a predicted model, not a curated record. Gene Ontology annotation, biological process: regulation of DNA-templated transcription. The coding region runs from base 431 to 1201 and encodes 256 amino acids.
CUGCUGGCCAUGUCUGGUGGUAUUCCUCCGUAAGCAAUUUUAUCCUUGUACGGCAACGGUCUGCUUGAGAAUUUAUCCGUUGCGCCGUGCCGGGUCAUCUUGUUUGUGCCGGCAGGAAUUGACUGGUGAUCCAUGGAUGAAAUGAAAACACCCUGUAGCAACGGAAAAGAGAGCACCAGCAGGGGCAGAGAAAUCUAGAGAGAGAAAGGGAUGGAGAGCGUUCGCUGACGACGAUGGCCGCGACAGGGACGUCGCUGGAGAAGAAGAGAGAGCAUCCCGUUCGUUGAGCCGUCGCCGUCGCCGCGCUCCCACCAACCACUACUAAAACCCACAACCCCUUCGCUUCGCAUCCAAACAUCCAUCCAUCCAUCCUCGGUCGUCUAGCAUUUGCGUUCGCGCGCGCACGACGCAUCACUCGCCAGUACUGGCAAUGCCGGGCUCCGGUGGCACGAGCAGCCCGGCGUCGCCGGCGGGCGGCGGCGUGGAGAGGAGGGGACGGAAGGGCGGCGGCGGCGGGAGGCGGCCGGCCUACCGCGGCGUGCGGAUGCGGGCGUGGGGGAAGUGGGUGUCGGAGAUCCGCGAGCCGCGCAAGAAGUCCCGCAUCUGGCUGGGCACCUUCCCGACGGCCGAGAUGGCGGCGCGCGCGCACGACUCCGCCGCGCUGGUCGUCAAGGGCCCCGCCGCGGUGCUCAACUUCCCGGAGAUCGCCGCGUCGCUGCCGCGCCCGGCCUCCGCCGCGCCGCGCGACGUGCAGGCCGCGGCCGCGCGCGCCGCCGCCAUGGACGUGGGCGCGGCGGCCGCCGCGGCAGUGCCACCCGGGGCGCCUCAGGAGGAGGCGCCGCGGCCGUCGCCCCAGCAGCAGGUGCCGGGCCAGGGACGGGCCCUGGAGGCGGCCGACCCGGACGAGGAGGAGCUCGAGGAGAUCGUGGAGCUGCCGGCGAUCGACGAGGACGUCCUGGAGGCGGUGGACGACAUGUUCUGGACGACGACGGCCUCGUUCCACCACGACUCCGCCGCCGCCGACGCCGACCCGUGGUAUGAGCCGGCGGCCGCGUGGAUGAUGAACGCGGCCGGCAUUGCGGCGCACGUCGACGACGACAUGCCGCCGGUCGUGCCCGGGCUCGCCGCCGACCAGCUCUGGGCGCCGCAGCCGGACGGCAUCGUGUCGUCGGGGCUCGGCGCGCUCCUGUGGAACCUGUAGCACCCAAUCCAUGUCUCCGAUCACCCCCUCCGAUCCUCUUCUAGAACGCUUGUGAAUAGCCCCAGAAAGCAUUUGCCCGGCCCGAUCGACGCCUCAACCGCCCCCCGCCAUUGGUGCGCAUGUGACAUGGCUGAUGAGCUCCACCGGCAAGCAUGUGGACGUAUAAAUCUCGAUCCCUUUCACCUUUAUUUUCCCCGGCCGGACGGCCGGCCCUUGCUAGCUAGCUAGUCUGAGGAUGCAUGCCCAUGAGGCCAUGACAAGGGCAGUCUCAGAGAGACAGGUAGGCGGUUGUGGGAGAACGACGCGUUCGCCGGAGGCCAGAGGCUGCCCCGCCGGAGGCGUCCGUCCUCCGACGAGCCGUGCGUUCCUGGCAUGCCCUGUCGCGCAGCCGUCCGGUUAGUUCGUGUCUACCAUUCUAUAGAUACCAAAUGCAUCGGUCGAAACAUACCAACGACAGACAGAUCGCAUUGAUGGGUGCUUGGUUUCGAUCGUGUGAGCUUAUGGUGUUUCCAAUUAAUUAUGCAGUAUGGUCAAGAUUUAAGAUGGAUGAUGCUGCUGCCAAGCCAAUGUUAAACUAUGAUCAGCGUGCUAAUUGAGAAUUAUUUGAGAUC